Messenger RNA from Erigeron canadensis, 558 nucleotides. RefSeq lists its product as uncharacterized. NCBI's taxonomy places the organism in Eukaryota, Viridiplantae, Streptophyta, Magnoliopsida, Asterales, Asteraceae. Gene Ontology annotation, molecular function: protein binding. The record is from RefSeq and is a predicted model, not a curated record. Bases 1 to 558 code for a protein of 185 amino acids. The transcript has 2 exons.
AUGGAAGUGGUUCAUCAUCGGACACCAUCCGAAGUUUCAGCACAAGUUGAAGGAGAAGAUAUUAUUAGCACCAUGCCAGAGGAUGUGGUCACUAAUAUUAUGAAUCGUUUGCCGUUAAGAGACGCGGUGGGGACUAGUGCAGUCACAAAGUUUGCCCUCUUUAUAAGCAAUGAAAUCGAAUUAGAUGAAGAGGCUAUUCAUCAUUGGGUUAUGUCGUUGUCUAGAAUAGGAGGAUUAAAGGAACUCACUUUGAUAAAUUGGUGUCAAACAUCGGUUAAGUUGCCUACCCAUCUUUUCUCUUGUCUAGAGUUGAAACAUUUGCACCUUUAUGACUUUGUUUUGUCUCCUUCGCCUAAAUUUCAAGGUUUUCCAAAGCUAAUAAGCUUAAAAUUGCAAACUGUAAGAUUCCAAGACCGUAGAUGUGGGGAAUUAAUUGCCCAAAGUCCCUUACUUGAGACUCUGAAAAUUUCGAAUUACAGACACAAAAUUAGAGGAGAAAUGAAUUUGGUGGAGAUUGCAAAACUCAAAAAUGUCAAGACGUUAUGUUUGCCAUUGUAA